AUGGAAAAUAAUUUAAAUGAAAAUUUAGGAACCAUCAAGGACUUUAGCUUAUUUAAAAAACUAAAAGAAUCUAUUAUAAAAGGCAGUGUUAAUGAACUGUACAAAAUUUUGUUAGGUUCUAUGUUAGAAAAUAUAAAUGAUUCUGAUGGAAAUAGAAAUCAUAUAAUUUGUAAUUAUAACUAUGCAGAAGCUGUUUAUUUUUUUUACGUUAAUCUAAUUAUCGAAAAACAGGAAUUUGCAUCUGUCUUUUGUAAAGAUAAAACUGAAACGAAUAGACUGGAAUACAUAGUAGAACAUUUAAAAGGAACUAAACUGAAGCAUGAAAAAAAUUUGGAAAAUUUAAAAAAUAUCAUUACUAAAAAUAUAGAUAGUUGUCAAAAAUGUUUAAUGAUUUACUACCUUUUACAAAAGAAAUUUAUAGAAAACAUUUCUUUGAUUAUAAAAAAUGAAGAAACAUUAAUAAAUUUCAUAAAAAGGGAAAUUUUUAAAUUUAAUUUUAAUCGAAUAAUUAACAAAAUAACAUGUCCUAAAGGUUAUGAUAAUGUUGAUUAUGUUGUAUUAGAGCUCAUGCUAAACGGAGCAAAAGUGUUUCAAGUAGACUUUAAUUACCAGUUAGAUACAAGUAAAUUAAAUAAAGUGAAUCUUCAGUUAUUUACUGAGAAGUUUUUAAAUUUGGAUAGCGAAAAUAUAUAUAAUAUUAUACAGAAGUACGCAGCUUAUGAAUCUUUAAAUUUCUUUUGCAAUCUAAUACAUAGUGAGUUUAAAAAAAGCAAAAAAUUAUUAAUAAAAGUUAAUCAAAAAAUAUGUAAGCUGGAUUAUUGUAUAAAUAAUGAAAAUUUAAAGGUAUUUAAUAAAUCUGAACUGGAAGAAAAUGUAUCUGAACAAAAUUGUGAUAGUUAUAAAAAUGAAAGUUUAAAUAUUGAUAAAAGUAAUAAUAAUAGUUUUAGCAAGGAUCCUAUUCCUUAUAUUUAUGCGCACAUAUUUCUUCUUUUAAAUCAUAGUGAAGUGGAAAAUAGCUUACAAAAGGUUCUAAAAGAAAAAAUCAUACUCUACUCCUUAAUGUUAAACUCCUUAAGGUAUUCAGAUAAUUUUAUUCAGCUAAUAAUAUUUAAAAUUAUUAAUUCUAAAUUUAUCAAUGAUGAUGAUUUUUUAAAUGAUUCAAAUAAAAAAUUAAUAGUUUCUAUAUUUUCCUACUGGGUUAAGCUAUCAGAUGCGUGUAUUAUUAAAAUGAUUAACACGAGUUUGCCUUCAGGAAAUAUUUCUACUGAUAAAUUGAAAACAGACAGUUCUUUUCUAAAAAAAAAUUUUGCAGACUAUGAUAUUUUUAAAUAUAUGCAGUGCUUAAUUUGUGGAAUAUACUUAUUAUCGCUAAUUAAAAAAAAAAAAAAAAAGGAGUCAUCAAAUUUGUUAGGACAGUCCAGUGUACCAAUGAAUGAACAGAGCGCAGUUUUUCUUCCAAAAGAAUAUAAUAUAGAACAUCUGUCCUUAACCAAUUUUUUUAUUGACAAUGAUGGCUUUAUACAUUUUAUAGGGUUUGUAUUUUCAGAAAAUAAAGAAGUAAUUAAUAAUUUAUUUAAUUUAAUUUUUAAACUUUUGUAUUUUGUGAAAAAUUUAAAAUUUUACAUUAUUAAGAAUGUAAAUUUUAAAAAUAAAUAUUUUGAAGAAGCAUCCACGUUUUCAUGCAUAAAUAUUAUAUAUAACAUUCUUGACGUAACGAAAAGGUUACUUGUAAAUUCUUUUGAAAUUGAUGAAUAUACAAAAAAUUUAUAUAAAAAAUAUUUAAAAGAAAAAGAAAUGACUUUUGAACAUAUAACCAUGUACACACUGUCCUUAUUUAUUAAUCACAAGGAUUAUUAUAUUUGUUUUUAUGCAAUUAAGGUUUUAAUAAUUCUCAUGACUGAUUCUCAAAUUCGUGAUUCUUUGGAAAAAGCAUUUAUUUUUGAAAUUUUUGAUUCAUUAAUGAGCAUAGAUUUGUAUAGUGAAAAGUUGAAAAGGAGUGAAGAAAUAAAGAACAUAAAUAACUUGCUAUUUCUUUUAAUUAAGGCAGAUAUAAAGGAUAAUAAAAAUACAAACAAGUCAACAAAUAUAAUAUUUAGUGAUAAGCAAAAAGAAUUUGUAAAAUAUAUUGAGCGUAUUUGUGACAAUGAUUUUAAUUUAAUGGAUUUAAAAACCAUGUUUGAGUUUUUUUUUGUCAUACUUGUUAAAAUAAUUAAUAUUGUUAUAAAAAGAGUACAGUCGGUUUUAUCGAUAGAAAAAUAUAAAAUUUUAUUUAUGAAUGUUUAUGAAGUUGUUGAAAUUUUUAUGAAAGAAUUAAAAAAAGAUAAAAAUAAAAAAUGUAGAAUAUUUUUUUGUUCAUCAGUUAUUUAUUUAUGCCACCUAAUUUCAUAUGGUAUGUAUAAAGGAAAGACACGUUCAUCUGUUCCUUUUUUUAAUGUUGUUUUUAAUUUAAUAAAAAAUGUUGAAAAUUAUUUAUCAUUAAUGUAUGACGAUUUAUGUACUCUUAAGGAUACAUACGAGGAAACACCUGAGGAACCAGUAUAUUACAGUAGUGACAGUGACACGAAAAGUGUAAAAGAUAUGCAUAUUUUAUAUUUUUAUACUACUAUAUAUAAUGAGGAAAUGCAGGAUGAUAAGAAGGUUACCACGUCUGCAACAGGUGGUACUAUAACAAACGGUAAAAACAGUAGAAUUAAUAAUUACCACAGUGACAGUAAUACUAAUUAUUAUUAUAGGAGUGACGAGGUCCCUAAUUCGGAUACUUUAAACCAAUAUAGAAAGUUUAUGAAAAGGAAUCUAGUGAAAAAUAAAGAAAACGAAAAAGUUGUUUAUAAUUACAUAUAUUCAUUUUUUUUUCUGUGUGUAAGCAAUAUGAAUAAGAAAACGAAGUUGCAUAUUGUAAAAUCUUUUGACUUAAUUGUUAAAUAUAUGAUUAAGGAUGAAUAUAAAAUAAAUAGGGUUAAGAAGAAAAGUGGUAUUUUUUCCUUACCUGUUGUUAUUAUUAAGGAUAUAGAUAAUGAAGAAAAAAGGUAUAACUUAAUUAUUGAUAAAUAUGAUUAUAUAUUAAAAAGUUUUGUAGUUGAUUUUUUUAAAUCGAAUAGAUAUUUAUGCUGUUUUUUAUUAUCGGUAUUUUGUUUUAGUAACACAAUGAUUUUAUUUUUAAAAAAAAAGAGUUUCUUAAAUGAUGACUAUAGUGAGAAGUUAUAUGUAUUAGACUGCUUUAUGUUAAUAAAUUCGAAAACCUGGUUUUACUUGAAUGUUGUAAUGGAAUGUUUGCGUAAAUAUAUAAAUAAAAAUAAAGUUGAUAGUUUCUUGUUACGAAUUAUUAAUUUAUUAAUUGAAAAUAUAUGGAAGAUCAUCAUAUAUAUAUUUUAUAGCGUUAAAAUAAAUACUUUUUCAAUAAAAUCAAAAACAUCUAGUAUAUAUAUUUUUAUGAGAGAUUCACUUUUAUUAUUUUUAAAUUUUUAUUCCACAUGGAUUUCAUGUAUGACAGACUUUUCAUCAAAUGUAAACUUGUUUUCUGCUGAUCUUAUGUUACCAGAGUUAUUCUACAAGAAGUUACCUUAUUUAUGCUCUCAAAUAUUAAUCUUCUUUAAUUUUAUUGAAUCUAAUUUGUAUUCUCUGAGUAAUAAUGAAACUAAUAUAUCACUGUUAAUAAAGCAGAAAGAAAUUAUGAAUACCAUUUUAGAUUCAAUGAUACAUUUAAUAAAAGUUAAAGGUUCCAAGUAUUACGAAAAUGAACUAAAUAACCUUAUUCAAUUUAAAUUAAAAUUAAAGAGGAUAGAAAUCCCGAAAUGUAUAGAUGUAUUAUCACAUUCGUGGGACUAUGAAACGAUUUUUAGCAAAGCAAAAGAUGAUCUAAUGAAUGAUGGAGGACAAAAAAAUCAUAUGUUCAGGGAGAAAUUAGAAGAAGCAAAAGGGAGCAAUGCUGUCCAAAAGGAUAAGUCAAGUAUAUAUUUUUAUAAAAAUGAAAGAAUGGAAAUUAAGGGGGCCAGUUAUAUACCUUUUAUUACAAACGUGAAUGAUAAAACAGCAAAGCAUUUAUCGGAAAAGAGGUAUGAAAAUACUGGGAACAUCAUUAUAGAUGAUGAUAUAAGGGAUUUUUAUAAGAGAUCAGCAAGAUCUGUCUCCAAGUCCCGUUCUCCUUCGAGAAAUUUUUAUUCAAAAGAUAAAAAAUGCAAAGAAAGUGAAGAAAAUGAAAACGAGAUGAGAUGUAAUAAUGUAACUGAUGAAUUAAAAAAAGAAGCCGCUUUAGAGAAGGCUAAAAAAAUUUUAGAAAAAAAUGCUGCAUUGAAAACGCAAAAGAGAGCAAUAAUAUUGAAUGAAAAUAACUCAGAAAUGAACAAACACCAAUAUUUUAAAGAAAUGAAAGAGAAAAGAAUUGAAGUUGAAAAUAAUGUUAAUAAAUAUUUCAUAAUGCUACAAGAGUUUCUGGAGUGGGAUUUUUUUGAUUUGGAGAAUAUGGAAAAAUACCGAAAUUGCAUAAGGAAAGAAAUUCCUAUACGUUUUAAUAGCGAAGAAGAAUAUCAUAGGUUUUUUAGACCAAUGGUUUUAGAAGAGUGUAGAUGCUGCAUUAUGAAUAAAAUGUUUGGUGAUACGUAUAAAUUUGUUAUAAAUAUUAUAGGGAAAAAAAAAACACCAAAUUGGGUGAUAUGGAAUAUAGCUGCAUCUAAUGAAAGUAAUACUAACCUUGAUAAUUUAAAACCAAUGGAUUUGAUAGUUUUAAUUCCAUUUGAAAUAGAAGAAAAAAAUGAUUUAAUAAAUAAUAACAAAGGAACUGUUAAAUAUGAGCAUUUAAAAGAAAUUUUGAAAACAUAUAAUCAUCUUAUUGGAUUAGUAGAUGUUUCAUCGAAUAAAACGGAAAAUAUUUAUGAUAUUAAAUUAAUUAACGAAGAUAAUUUCCCGUCAAAAUUAGGUAAGGAAAAAAAUAGAUUAAAUGUAAAUUGCCUUUCUUGUAAUAAAUUUCAUGUCUAUUUUUUGUGUAACUUAAUGACAAAUAUAAGGGAAUUUCAGAGCGUAUAUAUAAGUAAAAACUCUUCUUUAUUUAAUAUAAUUCUGAAUCCUACUGAGUCUAAUAAUUUGAAGGAAACCAAAAAAAAGGGAUACUACAAUAAAGCUGGUUUUCAUGGGGAAAAUAAGGUAAUUGAUGAAAAGAAAGUAACCUUAUCAGGUUUGGAAAAGUACAUAUUAAAUACUAUGAAAAGCUACAAUUUACUAAAUGAAUCCCAAAUUGAAGCUGUUAAAUUAGUAUUUUUAAACAAAAAUAAUAUAUCCUUAAUACAAGGACCACCAGGUACUGGUAAAACAAAAACCGUUAUUGGAAUAGUGUCUGCCUUGUAUUCCUUAAUUAAUAUGAAUAAUGAAGAUAAAAAUGAAAAACUAAAAAAAAAAAAAGAUGUUUCUCACAACGAACAAAGUUUAUCUUGUAAUAAAAAAAUUUUAGUUUGUUCCCCAUCGAAUUCUGCAAUAGAUGAAAUUGCUAAAAGAAUUCUGAAUGAAGGUCUAAUAAACUUUAUGAGUAUAAAAGAACAACAAAAUUGUACUAAACACAGUAGCAGUAGAGACAACAGCAAUUUUUUAUGCAAUAACAAUUCAAGUAAUAUGAAUAAUAAAAGAUAUAAGAAUAAAAUGAAUGAGAAAAAUGAGAAAUAUGAAAACAAUAAAAAGAAUGAAUCAAAAGAUAUUGCUGUAGAGUACAAUACUAGGAACUUUAAUAUACAGACAAUUACUCCUAAAUGCAUUCGAAUAGGAAUAUCGAAAAAAACCCAUGAAGAAAUACAACCUAUUUCAUUAGAUUACAUAUUUAAUAAACGAAAAAAUAUGGAACAAAACUUAUAUGAAGUUCAUUUUAAUAAUAGGAAAAAUAAGUUAAAUUUUUCUAUCAAAGCCAUAGAUCAUACUCAACGGAAAAUGCAUGAAGUAAGAGACAAAUUAAAUUAUAAUAAUUCUAAAAAAUAUUGUGAUGAUUAUCAUGAAACAAAAUCGAAAACAUCAUGUGAGAAGGCUGAAAACAUAAAUGAUUUCUUUUUUGAAGAAAUUGUAAAUAAUGUUGAUAAAAAAUAUUUGGAAAAAUUAUUGUAUUUAUUUAAUGAAUCAUAUUCUCAUUAUUAUUGGAGUUUGGAAAAAUUAAAUUCUGAAAAGAAGAAUUUGGAAAAACAAAAAAUAAAAUUGUUAGAAACAGAUAAAGAAGUUGGUUCUUUUUAUUCCAACAGUAAUAAGGAUAAUAUGAUAUCAGAAAGUGAAGUAAUAUUUAGUACUCUAUCAGGAAGUGCAUCGCCAGUAAUUGAAAAUUUAGAAUUUGAAUAUUUAGUAAUAGAUGAAGCAUGUCAAUGUGUGGAAUUGAGUUGUUUAAUACCUUUUAGGCUAAAAAUAAAAAGUAUUAUUAUGGUAGGUGAUCCGAAGCAAUUACCUGCUACCACAUUUUCUGAAGAUUGUAGAAAAUAUGGGUACAGUAGAUCGUUAUUUGAAAGGUUAUUAAUGUGUAAUAUGUCUAGUGUUUUACUUAAUGUUCAGUAUCGUAUGAGACCAGAAAUUUGUUAUUUCCCGAAUAAGUACUUUUAUAAUGGUUUAAUUAAAAAUGAUGAAAAUUUAAUGAACAGACCAUUAUUUUAUUUUCAUUAUUUAAAUUUAUUUGGAUGUUAUAAGUUUAUUAAUAUUGAUGGAAUAGAAUCAAGUACAAGUAAUAAGUCUUAUAUUAAUUAUGUGGAAGCUUAUUUUAUAUUCCGGUUAAUAUUAUAUAUUCAGAAUUUUAUGACGAAUAAAAAUAAUGAUAAUCCAGUACCAAGUUUGUAUAAAUUGUCUUCUAAUUUUAAUUUAAAGGAUAUAGGUAUUAUUUGUCCCUACCUAUCUCAAGUACACCUAAUUAGAAAAAUGUUUGAAGGUUAUUUUGCAGACAAUAAUUAUCCCGAAAUAUCAACAGUUGAUGCAUUUCAAGGAAGAGAGAAAAAUAUUAUAAUUUUUUCAUGUGUACGAUCGAAUCUUCAAGCAGUGGAAAUUUGUAAUAAUAGUAAUGAAAUAAAUUUAAAAAGAAGAAAUAAUUUAGCUCUUCAAAAUUGGGAGCAGAACGAUUGGGAUGAUCGAGAACUGGAUGGAUUACAUACCAGAAAAUGGCUGAAGUUAAAAAACAAGAAUUUUUCUAAUACUAAAGAUUUUAAAGCGAUACAGAAAUUUGGAAAUAACAUAGGUUUUUUAAAGGAUGAAAGAAGAUUGAAUGUAGCUCUUACAAGAGCUAAGGAUUCUUUAUGGAUAAUUGGAAAUAAGAGCAAUUUAGAAAAAAAUAUUACCUGGGAUUCUUUAAUAAAAAAUGCAAUUGCAAGAAACUGUUAUACAAAUUUAAAUUUAAAUUUUAAUAGAAGUACUACGGAAGAUAACAUAAAAGAAAUAAUUGAUGAUUUUUUUUCCCAUAUGAAUAAUGAUAUAAGAGAAAAUGCAAAUUGUAACAGUAUUGAGAGUGAUAUAAAUUACGGAAUAUGUAGUGUUUCCAAUUCAGAACAUAGUACAAAGGAAUCAAGAAAAAAUAAUAAAACGUUAUUUAAAGAAAGAAAAAAAUUUAUUGGAAUAAAAACAGCUAAUAUAGAUUUAAAUAAUGAUAAGAAAAAUAUUAAUUGGAAUUGCCCAUCUGAAAAAGAAUUUAGUUUCAGCAAAGUUUAUACUGAUAAUAAUAAUUGGGAGUACCAUAAAACUAGGGAAAAUGGAGCUAUGGAAAACAAAAAUUAUAAAAAAAAAGACAAAAAGAGAGCAAACGAGGUUAUUAAAGGAAUAGAACUAAGUAAAAAAUCUUUAAAGAAGAGGAAGUUCGAAUAA
Messenger RNA from Plasmodium malariae, 7800 nucleotides. Its product is annotated as conserved Plasmodium protein, unknown function. The coding region runs from base 1 to 7800 and encodes 2599 amino acids. Gene Ontology annotation, molecular function: helicase activity. Lineage: Eukaryota; Apicomplexa; Aconoidasida; Haemosporida; Plasmodiidae. The record is from RefSeq and is a predicted model, not a curated record. The transcript has 4 exons.